AUGUGGUGGUCGGACCCUGCCAAAGAGGUCUUGAACAUCGUCUUCAAUCGCGUCCUUGCUCCCUAUGUGGAGAAUCUGGACAUGGGCCAGCUGAACUAUGGAAUCGGACAAGGACGUGUAACGCUUAGCAACUUGCGCCUGAAGAAGGGCGCUCUUGACAAAUUCAGACUGCCGGUUGAUGUUAUCGAAGGCCAUCUGGGAAAAUUUACUUUAUCGCUUCAUUGGAUGAACCUGGGAAAUCAGCCGGUCGAGGUCAUGGUCGAAGACGUGUAUCUACUUGUCGUACCUUCCUCCGAAUCAACAUACAAUUCGAAGGAGGACGAAGAAAGACAACAUGCUGCGAAAAUGGAGCGGCUGGAGAACGCAGAACUUUUGCAUAUGCGGGGUCAGUCAGAAUUGACGCAAGAUGCCCCCCAGUCUGAGGGCUUGAUAGCGUCACUUAUCACGAAAAUUGUGAACAACGUCCAGGUGUCCGUAAAAAACAUUCAUGUACGAUAUGAGGAUAAAAUGAGUGUUCCGGGACAUCCAUUUGCAGCCGGUGCGACGCUGUCAGGUUUCAUAGCGCAAUCUGUAAAUGAAAGAUGGGAACCUGCCUUCAUCGAUAGUAAGGCGGGUGCAGUUCAUAAGCUGGGAAAAUUAGAUUCCCUAGCACUGUAUUUCGAUACUGACGCGACGAGCAUGGCUGGACUCCCCCAUACGGAGUUCGUGAAGAAGUUUACUGAAAUGAUUGCCAAAGGCAAAACUCUUCCCAGUCACCAAUUUGUUCUGAAGCCUGUCACGGGUGAAGGCAGAAUAAUCAUGAAUCAUGAACAGAGCAAGGAGAAGCCGCGAUUUGAUGUGCAGCUCCUGUUCGAUGAGAUAGGCGGCUUACUGGAUGAACACCAGUAUCGAGAUAUCAUUUCUCUCGUAGACAUGUAUCACUUCUACGUGCGCCAGUACCAGUACCAAAGGUACCGGCCUUCCGCACAGGAGCUGAAAGAAAAUCGAUCCAAGGCGCUGUUCCGCUUUGCCGGCCGAGCUAUCCUUGAUGAGGUCCACGAGCGCAAACGGAAAUGGACCUGGAACUACUUCGCUGAGCGGCGUGAUGAUAGGCACCGAUACGUCGAAUUGUUCAAGAAGAAGCAACUCAAUCCUCUGAGUGAUGGAGAAUCCUCCGAACUCGAUGGACUUGAGAGAAAGCUCUCGUACGAGGACAUUCGGUUCUACCGUUCUAUCGUACGUUCUCAACUCCGCAAGGAUAUGGCAUCGCGGAAGAAGAUGGAAGAAGAGAAGAGAAAAAGAAAUCAAGCUCAAACACAAAGCAGUUGGUCUAGUUGGAUAUGGGGUUCCUCAUCCACCGAGUCGGCAGAUACUGCCUCCGAUGAUUCUGCGUUCACCGGAGAAAUGACGGAUGAGCAGCGGAAACAGCUUUAUGAAGCGCUUGACUAUGACGAAAAGGCCGCUCUGGCAGAAUCACUUGAAGCUCCUCGGGAUGCACUGAAGACUCGAGUUGGAGCGCAGCUAAAUCGAGGCUCGUUUACCUUGAAGACCGAUCCUCACGGCCAAAAUACAGAAAUCAUCUCGGCCGUAUCUGACGUCUUUCAGGUGACAUUUAUUCAACGACCAGACAACUUCGAGGCAUCAGUGUCGUUAGGCGGGUUCACUGUAUACGAUGGCACAACUAAGAGCACACUUUAUAAUCGGAUCGUGCGUGUCCAGGAAAGGAAGGACGGCGGCGAUGUCCUCAGAACGCAGAGCGUCGGCACAGGGAACCGAAUUUCAGAAAUUGUUGAUCCCUUCCUGUUCGUCAGAUUUGAGCAGAACCCUCUCGAUGGACGUGCCGACAGUGCACUGGAAAUGAGAAUGCGCUAUAUGGAAAUUGUGUAUCAUAAGGGCUAUGUCGAAGCGAUCUACAAGUUUUUCAAACCUCCUGCCAGUCAGCUCGAGUCGGUGGAAGCUCUUUUGAACGUGGCUAGCGAAACGCUCGAAGGACUGCGCAAAGAAACCCGGGCAGGACUCGAAUACGCCCUCCAAACUCAUAAGACGGUUGACGUUCAUAUGGAUCUAAACGCACCCAUCAUCAUCGUGCCUGAGGAUGUUACUACGAACGAAUGCAAGCAUCUGGUAAUUGAUGCCGGUCAUAUUGCAAUAAGGAGCGAACUAGGGAACAAACAAGCGAUCAAAGAGAUCCAGAAUAAACGAAAGCAAGAAUACCAAGAAGAAGAUUACAAGCGUUUGGAAUCUAUGAUGUAUGAUCGGCUCUCGGUCAAGCUGAAGGAUGCCCAGUUCCUAGUCGGGAACGACCUCCAAUCGUGCAUGGAUGCUCUCGUUUCCGACCACGAUGAUAAUCUGCACCUAUUGGAACGCAUCAACUUGGAUUUACAAGUGCACAAUUCCAUCGUCCCAUUGGCGUACAACCUGGCGAAGUACAAGGUUUCUGGUCAUUUGCCUAGCCUACAAGUCAAUUUAUCAGACAGCAAGUAUAAGUCUCUCAUGCGUCUGAUCGAUGUGUCAAUUCCAAAAUUCGACGACGAAGACUCAGAGACCUCUGAGAGUCGAUCUACCAUCGCCAUUGUUGGUCCUCAGCUGCCUUACACCUUCAGGGGUCUGUUUGGUAAUCCAGACACUGAAUACAAUAUAGAAGACAGUGACGAUAAUCAGAGCACGACAGUGGUUGCGUCCGAUGAUGGCCAGGAUAAUUUGGACAAGUCUUUCGAUGCAACCGACGAGGCCACAAAGAAUCCGGCAUUGCAUCAGCAUAUAUUCGAGUUUGACUUUCAAGUGGAUGUAUUGCGAGCGUCCUUAUUUCAAUCCAGUACAGACGGUGCAGACCGACCCAUGGGUGAUGUAACAUUUGAACGUUUUUCUAUGAUGUUUACUAUGGCGAAGUACGUCAUGACCGUGGAUAUCAGUCUGAGCUCAGUGUCGAUGAAUGUGUUCCAGGCUGGGAGAAAUCCUACGGAGUGCAUCUCUUCGACUGCUGGGCGUUCCGGAGGAGAUUUAUUAGUAGUCAAGUAUGUUCGAGUGCAGCCGAGGUCCCCGGAGUUUCUAUCCUUGUACGAGGGAGUGGAUCAAAACGUAGACGUCAAAUUCACAACCUUCGUCUUUCGUGCCGUUCCAGAGCCCGUACUCUCUAUGUACGAGUUCAUCAUGACUACCUUUGUCCCAGAGAAGCACCAGAAUAGUGUUCUUCCUUCGCCCGAGGUCCAACAUGACCCAACUGGGCCAACCCAAGAGGUAGUCGAGGAACGGCGAUCAACGGAGAAAAUCAAAGUCUCACUUAAGCUGGCUAGCAUUCAAGUGAUCCUCAUCAAUGACGACGUCAGAAUUGCAACUUUAUCUCUAUCCACGGCUGAUGUCGCCAUCCUCCUACAUGCUAACAAGAUGCAUAUCGGGGGAAGGUUGGGAAGCUUAGAUGUUAUCGAUGACUCCGACAUGGACACCGCUUCUCCCUCUUUCAAACAGAUUCUUUCCAUUGAAGGGGAGAAUUUUGCAGAUUUCCAAUACCAGACGUUCGAUCCUGAGGACAAGGAGACUUACACCGGGGUUAAGUCCAUCAUCAAGCUCACGGCCGGAUCGCUGAGACUGCAAUAUCUGGAGCAAUGUCUACACGACAUUUAUCUCUUUAUGUCAAAGCUUGCCAAGUUGAAGGGAAUUUACGAUGCCGCUGCUCAAGCAGCCGUACAGAGGGCGUCGGAGAUCGAGCGGAUGCAGUUCGAUGUAACUGUCAAGACACCCAUCAUUGUGCUUCCUUCGAAUCCCGAUGGAUCUCUUGACGUGCUCGAGUUACGUCUUGGAGAGUUUCGAGCUAGGAAUAAUUACGAAGGUGUUACAAACCAGACCAUGGCAACCCUCCACGGAAUCCAGCUAGCAUCAAAGCUGUAUAUCGACGACAACGGCAAACCGUCUGUCCUAAAGAUCGUGGAUGACAUUGAUAUUAAUGCGCAGGUCACGCAGACGAGCAAAAUUGAUCGUACAACGGACGUUACACGUCCAGAUACGCAGGUCACGGUGGAUAUUUCAGACGUUAGACUCCAUCUCACCCAAGUACAAUACCAUCUGCUUGUUGCCCUGUCUCAGUCGAUCCCGAAGGUAUUGGCAGGUGCUCCAGAAGGGACUGUCCAGGCUACUGAAGUCUUUGCUAUCUCUCCACCUGAUGCUGAGAGAAACACGUCUUCCCCACCUGUUCCAGGCGUUGAUCUGCAGCCUGAAUUGCGGCUCGUUAGACCGUCUGAGGAUUCCAGUAUCUGGACCACUGUUGACGCUGUUGUAACUAUUCAUGCGGUGAGGUUGCAUCUAUACGAUCGCCUGGCGACAACAGAAUCCAGUCUCAAAGAACACGGGAUCGUCAAGUUUGCGUUGAGCGAAGACAACCUGAGGCUGAAAAUUUUGUCGGACGGUGCAAUGGAGAUUCAGGUAGUUCUUAAAUCGCUGACUAUGAGUAACACACGUCCAGGCCCGUCGAGGUUCCGUGAAAUUGUACCGGCCGUCAAACACGAACGCAAUCAGGUCAUGAUUCUAUUUACCAAGUCGGGCGGGAAUGGUGCCUCUCUAGCUGUGGUGAAUGUCGAUUCGCCUAAGGUUAUAUUUGCUAUCGAUCCAGUCAUUGCUCUGCUCGAAUUUGCCCUGAGUCCUUUCUCGGAGAGCCUCCCACGGCACAAUAGUGAAAUUGAAGCACAGGACAGCACUCCUCAAGAGGACACUGCUGAGCAGGACAUUCAUUCUUCAAGAAUUGACUUUAGGCUCGAUCUGCAUGAUGUGUCAAUCAGUGUCCUUCAGAAUGACACGGAUUUGGAAACGCAAGCGAUCUGCCUGUCAGUGAAGCAAGUCCUACUGUCGCAACAGGGUGUCCUUGCAUUGACCGUGGAUCAUUUAGGCAUGUCCUUGAUCCGCAUGGGCAACGAGACCCCAGAAAGUGUCCGCUUCAUGGACGAUGUCGACCUUACUAUGUCCCUGGAUAGUCGCGCGAGCUCAUCUCAGCAGUUAACGAGUCUAGAAGUGUCACUAAAGCCUCUCGUCUUCCGUGCAUCUUAUCGUGAUAUCAACCUCAUUACUGACAUCGCCCUUCAUCUACCCCCCAAUCUUCUCAGCGUCCCGCUUUCAUGUCUAGUAAGCGAUCUGGCGUGGCUUCAGCUACUCGCGCAGUUUCCGGAUUGGCAAGUUCCCAGGUGCGAGCCAUCGGGCAUGCUCAUGCGCUUGUCACGAAAGAACAAACUCAUACUCAUUGGGGAUCUCCACGAGCAACCACUGCUCCAUGUCAAAUUUAAACCGUUCAUUCUCGGAGCAAAGGAUUGGUCAGGCGACUUACGGGCAACGUCCACGUUGGCAAUUCACAUGAGCUACUGGAACAUUUCAAAUUCUCAUUGGGAACCUUUGAUUGACCCGUGGACAUUUACGACUUCGGUCACCAGAAAUGAUGCUUCCGGGGCGAUGUCAAUUCGAUUCGAAGCAAGAGAGCGCCUUGACAUCAAUGUCACCACGACAUUAGUUGAGCUAGCCCUCGCUACUGCGAAUAUGAUUGGCCAAGAGGGAGAGGACGUCCUUAGGCGCGCCCGAGGAAGUUACGCACCGUAUAGAAUUCAUAACCGCACAGGCUCUCCAGUAUUCGUGUGGUCGGAUAUAGAAGGUAGCAGCCAAGCGAAGGAUGUCACGGCCAAACAAAUUCCAAAUGGGAAGACCAUAGACUGGAGAUUUGAUGAUUGGAAGACAAUGCGCGAGCAUGUGACAUCUAGUGGACACCACAAUCUUGGACUGCAAUUCGUCGGAAAGGCAUGGGAGCAUUUGCGUAGUAUUCCCGUUGACAGGGAAGGAGAGCACAUUUUCUCCCUAAGGCCGCGUACGGACAAAUAUGCACAUCGUUUACUCGUCGAGGUACGAGUACAGGGUAAUGCUAAGGUGGUAACUCUGCGAUCGAUAUACAAAGUGAACAAUGAUACUUUAUAUCCUCUUGAGCUUACUCUCGUCGACGAAGCUGGACAACCUGUGUAUCCUGUUGAGAAGAUAGCACCGGGGCAGGACUGUACUCUCCCAAUCGAGGCUGUGAACAAAGACAGGCUACGAAUUCAACCGGAUCAGGGUUUUGGAUACAAGUGGUCUCACGCCAUGCGCUGGGAAGACCUGAUUGCUAAGCGAAGAAUGACGCUGAAGUGCCCUCAUACAGAUGCAAACGAAGCACCCUUUCGGUUCCAGGUUUGUGUUGAAACCGAUUCCAACGAUUCGAGUCUACGAAAGAUUCCAAAGAUUACGGUCAAGUUGCGGGCUCCUAUACAACUAGAAAAUCUACUGCCAUAUAAUAUAGACUACCGAAUCUAUGAUAAAGAUGCUGAUCAAAACUGGCGAAGUUAUCUCCGUGCGGGGGGAAUAAUGCCCGUUCAUUCCGUUGAGCUUGGACAUCUUGUGUUGCUGAAUGUGCAAGUACAGGAUACGGUCUUUAAACAGAGCGAAUUUGCCAUUAUAAACACUGAUGGAAAUUCUGACUUCGAUGUGGAAAGCCGUCUGAUUCUGAGGGACUCCUUGGAUCAUAAACUUGAUCUAAGACUAAACUAUGUACGGGACCCUGAUGGGGGUGGCUCAUUCAAGGUUCAAAUAUAUUGUCCGUAUCUAGUGAUCAAUAAGACUGGGCUGCCUUUCGCGGUAAAACCGGGACGAUCGAACAGAAUCAAUGGUGCCCAAGAUAUGGCAGGUGAUACGAGGCCUGACGUUCUCUCGAAACCUACACCAUUCUUGCUGUCUCCUUCAAACGACCCAGGCAAGGAAUUCAGCUUCAAAGUUGGGGAAUCAGUUUGGUCAAGGGUUGUAAACAUCGAGGCACCCACAGCUGAUAUGAGACUCGUCAUUCCCUCACAAUCUCGAAGAUCGGAAGAGAUUCAUGUCGGUAUCUCAUGGUCAGAAGGCCUAGGAAAGUACAAACUCACAAAGAUCAUAACUAUCGCUCCGAGGUUCAUCAUCAAAAACAAUUUCUCUGAGGUUAUUUCCUUCCGUGAGCAUGGUGUUGCUCCGCGAGGGCGCUCCGUACUUCGGCCUGAAGAACGCUGUUCUCUGGACUUCACGCGCGUUGGAGAAGAGAAGCUUUUGACGAUUGCAAUAUCUGGUCUGAAUGCACAAUGGUCUGCACCGAUCAACAUGGAAGACAUUGGCACUGUUCAUUUCCGACUUCAAGGGACUGGAGAGAGCUCUAGAACAUAUCUUAUGCGUGCCGAUGUAAAGAUGGAAGGUUCCACAAUCUUCGUUUUCAUCGCGCAAGCUACAGAGGGAUCACCGUUCAUCAUUGAAAACGAUAGUGACUAUACCUUCUCCUUCUGUCAAUCUGAUCCAACCCGACCCGACUCAGAGCCUUCCAAUAAGAUGCCGACCUAUUCUAUUCCAAGCAAAUCGAAUGCAGACUACGUAUGGGACUACCCAGCUGCGAGGGAGAAGAAGUUGACCCUUGCCAUAAAUGGAUCACGCCGCGCCAUUGACAUCAUGGAAAUCGGAGACCUAAUACCAUAUAAAUUUUCUGUCCGACAGACCGUCCGUGCUGUUUCAUUGGACGUUCGUGCGGAUGGUCACAAGCAAAUACUGCGAAUCACUAACUAUAAUCCCGAGCGAAGUCUAUACAGGCCUAGACGCAGCAAUUCUGUCACGUUAGCAAGACAAGACACUAUCAGUAGUAGUCAGGACGCAUUUGAGGUUGUUCAAGAAGAAGUACAUCCGUCCCUGAUUGUGUCGUUGGAUAUCGAAGGCAUAGGUCUUUCGAUGGUAAAUCGGAAGAUGACUGAAGUUGUCUAUAUUUCCGCGAAUGGGCUGAAGCUGGAGUAUACCGAUAGUCCUAUUUCUCAGGAUCUCAACCUGUCAUGUGGUAGUCUCCAGGUGGACAAUCAGCUACACGACGCUCUCUUCCCUGUCGUUCUUCAGCCAACACCUAUCGCAAAAGAAUCCAGUGGUGUCGCGUCGCUCCCGACUAUCCAAAGUUCAAUGAUAUGGUUGAAAGAUCAAGAACACGGUGUAUUCUUCGUCAAGUAUUGCUCUAUACUCAUGCAAGCAUUGACGAUCGAGGCGGAUGAAGAUUUCCUCUACGCAAUAUAUGACCUUACACGCAUUAAAGGAGCCUCGUGGGAUGAUAUACAAGAGGACAUUCUUAUACAAUGUCCUGGAGAAAUUCCAGAGCCUCAGGCAUUAUCGAGCGGACAGGAGCUUUACUUUGAGGUGUUGGAGCUCCAGCCAAUCAAACUCUCUAUAUCCUUCAUGCGCACGGAGCGGUCGACCACUGAAGAUUCGCUUAGCAUACGUAACCCAUUCGCGAUCGUUGUCAACGCCAUAACCAUGGCUGUUGGGAAUGUGAACGAUGCGCCGCUAGAAAUGAAUGCGCUGGCAAUCAAGGACAUGCGUCUCGCUCUUCCAGAUCUCCAGAGCAGGAUAAUGCACCACUAUCGCCAAGAAGUGCUAAGGCAGUUGUAUCGCAUAUUGGGAUCCGCAGACUUCAUUGGCAACCCUGUCGGUCUAUUCAACAAUGUCAGCUCUGGUGUCGCGGAUAUCUUCUAUGAGCCAUUUAAUGGCGCAGUGAUGCACGGUAACUCGGAGCUUGGCGUGGGCAUUGCCAAGGGUGCGGCCAGCUUCGUGAAGAAGACUGUGUUUGGUUUCUCGGAUAGCAUGACCAAGUUCACCAGCAGUGUUGGUAAAGGACUAUCUGCGACAACAUUCGAUCCGGAGUACCAGCUCCGACGAAGGCUGAACCAGAGGCGAAAUCGACCCAGACACGCUAUAUAUGGUGUCGCGGCCGGGGCAGAAGCGUUCGCCAACAGCUUUGCCAGCGGUAUGGAGGGUGUCGUUAUGAAACCUCUCGAAGGCGCCGAGACGGAAGGAGCCAAAGGCUUUUUCAAGGGUGUCGGCAAAGGUCUUAUCGGGGCAAUUACCAAGCCUGUGGUAGGCGUCUUUGACCUGGCCUCCAACGUCAGCGAAGGCAUUCGCAACACCACGACCGUCUUUGACAAUCCUGCAAGAGACCGCCUGCGACUUCCUCGCUUGAUACCCGCCGAUGGUGUGCUGGUGCCCUACUCUGCACGUGAAGCUCUGGGCCAAUACUGGAUGAAGGAUCUGAACAACGGCGCAUAUCGUCAGGAGCCGUACGUGGCGCACAUCAAUCUCCCAGGAAGCGACAACGUCGUCCUCCUGACGGCGUCAAGGGUACUGUCUUUCUGGUCGAAGAACCUCCGACUAGACUGGGAGCUGCCGUUCGCUCUCGUGCAAGGCGUUACGGCAGAAGACACCGGGAUCAGGUUCGCGCACAAGGCCGGCAAGGACCAGGACAAAUUUGUGUUCAUUCCAGACAAAAACUCGCAGACAUGGUUUUUCGGCCAGAUUGCGUCCGUCGUGAAGGCGUUCAAUGCCCGACGGAGGAUGGACUCGUGA
Messenger RNA from Fibroporia radiculosa, 9366 nucleotides. RefSeq lists its product as uncharacterized. Gene Ontology annotation, biological process: mitochondrion organization; protein retention in Golgi apparatus; late endosome to vacuole transport. Gene Ontology annotation, cellular component: extrinsic component of membrane. The coding region runs from base 1 to 9366 and encodes 3121 amino acids. The transcript has 48 exons. Lineage: Eukaryota; Fungi; Basidiomycota; Agaricomycetes; Polyporales; Fibroporiaceae. The record is from RefSeq and is a predicted model, not a curated record.